UAACAAAACAAUAACAAAACCCAAAUUUAAUCUUUGCACGAACCAAAAAAAGGAAUAAAUUUUGUUUAUCUUUAUAAAAAUAUUGCCAAAAAGUAUACAUAAUCAAAUGGAAGUUAAACAAGAACUUAGUGAAAAUACGUGUAAAAUAGAAAUAGAUAAUAAUGAGGUGAAUGAUGCUCUUCUGGAUACCUUUAAAACUGAGAUUAAAGAGGAGCCCCAAACUGAAAUUACACAGGAUUCAUUUGAUGACUUGCAGGAAUAUCCUUUAAAGACAGAAAUAAAAUACGAUGAAGAUAAACUCUGUCUGCUCCAAGUAAAACAAACAAAUGAAGCUAUGGAAAUACAAACUGAAAUUAAGGACAAGGUAGUUGAGGGUGACCAACAAUAUACAGAGCAUCAGCUAUCCACGUCUUUAAAUCUGGAAAACUUGAAGAAUGAAGCGGGGGAAGCCUCAGGCUGUCUCGGAGAGGAGAAGAACACAUUGGAAGUUAUGGAAACUAUAGCUUUACAUACAUGUAACAAAACAUGUGGUAGUCGACCUGAUGAAGAAAUAAAAUGUGAAAUUUGUUUUAAGCAGUUUGCUCAUAAAACUUAUUUACACAAACAUAUGGAAACACACACUAGAAAAAAAUUUACUCAGGAUAGUGAUUUGAAAAGACAUUUAAGGGUACACACUGGAGAAAAGCCUUACAAGUGUGAAAUUUGUUCUAAGCAAUUUCGUCAAGAUGGAGAUUUGAAAGGACAUUUAAGGAUACACACUGGAGGAAAGCCUUACAAGUGUGAUAUUUGUUUAAAACUGUUUUCUUAUAAGAAUUCUUUGGAUAGACAUAAAACAGGUCACACUGGUGAAAAACCUUACAAGUGUGAAAUUUGUUCUAAGCAAUUUACUAGAAAUGGAGUUUUGAAAAGACAUUUAAGGAUACACACUGGAGGAAAGCCUUACAAGUGUGAUAUUUGUUUAAAACUGUUUUCUUAUAAGACUUCUUUGGAUAGACAUAAAACAGGUCACACUGGUGAAAAACCUUACAAGUGUGAAAUUUGUUCUAAGCAAUUUACUAGAGAUGGAGUUUUGAAAAGACAUUUAAGGAUACACACUGGAGAAAAGCCUUAUAAGUGUAAAAUUUGUUUCAAGCAGUUCAGUGAAUCAAAUCAUUUGAAAAACCAUUUGAGGGUGCAUACUGGAGAAAAGCCUUACAAGUGUGAAAUUUGUUCUAAGCAAUUUACUCAAGAAGGAAAUUUGAAAGGACAUUUAAGGAUACACACUGGAGGAAAGCCUUACAAGUGUGGUAUUUGUUUAAAACUGUUUUCUUAUAAGAGUUAUUUGGAUAGACAUAAAACAGGUCACACUGGUGAAAAACCUUACAAGUGUGAAAUUUGUUCUAAGCAAUUUACUAGAGAUGGAGUUUUGAAAAGACAUUUAAGGAUACACACUGGAGAAAAACCUUACAAGUGUGAAAUUUGUUCUAAGCAAUUUACUCAAGAAGGAAAUUUGAAAGGACAUUUAAGGAUACACACUGGAGAAAAGCCUUACAAGUGUGAUAUUUGUUUAAAACUGUUUUCUUAUAAGACUUCUUUGGAUAUACAUAAAACAGGUCACACUGGUGAAAAACCUUACAAGUGUGAAAUUUGUUCUAAGCAAUUUACUCAAGAAGGAAAUUUGAAAGGACAUUUAAGGAUACACACUGGAGAAAAGCCUUACAAGUGUGAUAUUUGUUUAAAACAGUUUUCUCAUAAGAGUUCUUUGGAUAUGCAUAAAACAGGUCACACUGGUGAAAAACCUUACAAGUGUGAAAUUUGUUUUAAGCAAUUUAGUCUUACUGGACAUUUGAAAGAGCAUUUGAGAUUGCAUACUGGUGAAAAACCUUACAAGUGUGAAAUUUGUUCUAAGCAGUUUCCAUCAACAAGUCGCUUGAAAAAGCAUUUGAGAGUGCACACUGGAGAAAAACCUUACAAGUGUGAAAUUUGUUCUAAUCAAUUUAGUCAAAAACAACAUUUGAAACGUCAUUACAAGAUACAUUCUGGAGUGCUUUGAAAACACAUUUGAGAGUGCACACUGGGGAGAAACCUUAAGUGUGAGAUUUGUUUCAAGCAAUAUAGUCGAGCAACUGGUUUGAAAUUACAUUUGAUUGUGUACACUGGAGAAAAGCCUUACAAGUGUGAAAUUUGUUUGAAGCAGUUUACUGCAACAAGUCAUUUGAAAAUACAUACUGGAGAAAAGCCAUUUAAGUGUGAAAUUUGUUCUAAUCUAUUUAGUCAAGCAAGUCAGUUGAAAUCACAUUUGCGAGUGCACGCUAAAGAGAGAUCGUAAGUGGGAAAUUUAUUUUAACCUUCCGUCGCACCAAUGGCGUGCUGCCCAUAUAAACGAAUCCGUACAAUCACCGAGAGGCUGCGAGCUCUUGACAAUAAGUUUUUUAAAUUGAAAAAUACUGUAUAACUUGUACACACUUCUAAGUAGGUCAAACCGGCAAACAGGUGUAUGUUCUAAAAAAAAAUUGAUAGUGUGUAAUUUUUUUUAUUAGUUAGCUAAGUACUUUCAGCAUAUUACGUGCCAUCAUCAGAGCUUCGUAAAAGAACAUUUAAGUUAAGAGAUUUUUUAUAAAAAUACAAGAUUGAAAAAACUUACGUCCUAUAGGUAUAAAUCCUUCAUAGAAUAGCAAUUGCCAAACAACACAUUAAAAUGCAUAAAUACUGGGCCAAGCCACAGAUGUCGGGUAUAAAAACCCCUUAAAAUUAAUAAAAUCACAUCUAAAUUAUUUAUAUUUUACAGAGACAACAUGGCUGCGUCAAACCAUUGUGAGUUCAAGUGAGCAGCUGUGGAUUGUCAUUCAUUAAAAUGAUAAAGAAAGCGUUCAAACGGAACCACUGUUCUAUGCGACCUCAAUCAAAUGUGAUUCAAUUCAGUAUACUUGCAUAGCCUCUUUGAUAAAGGGUAGAGACCCAGAAACACGGUGUCAGAGGAUGGCAAGAGACUCGAAUUGAAUCAAAACGAAAACGAUUAUUUUCUUUUCUUUUUCAUACCUUACUCGGUUUAGAGUACAAAAUGACCACGUUUCGUUAAGGUAUUCUGAGACGCAUUGAUGGAGUGCUCCUCCUAGCGGCGCCGCUUGGUACUAUCGUAUCUCGGUUAACAGAAUUCCUGACUCGUGGUCGAAAUUUAUUUUUAUUCAUUUCGUCAUUCCCCGUUAGAGGACAGUCUAACCGAUAUGCUACAGAUAUUUUAAUAUGCUACAGAUAUUUUAAUAUAUGCAGUUCUUCUUCGUUUCGAGAUUAUUCAAUUCAGUCUACUUGCAUAGCCUCUUUGAUAAAGGGUAUAGACAAAGAAACACGGUGUCAGAGGAUGGCAAGAGACUCGAAUUGAAUCAAAACGAAAACGAUUAUUUUCUUUUCUUUUUCAUACCUUACUCGGUUUAGAGUACAAAAUGACCACGUUUCGUUAAAGUAUUCUGAGACGCAUUGAUGGAGUGCUCCUCCUAGCGGCGCCACUUGGUACUAUCGUAUCUUGGUUAACAGAAUUCCUGACUCGUGGUCGAAAUUUAUUUUUAUUCAUUUCAAAUAUUUUACUUAUACAGGGUGAUUGAUUAGUUGGGUAAAGCUCAAUAUAUCCGCUAUAGUAAUAGAUAGCAAUAAAAGUUAAUAACAAAAAUUUUAGCCACCUUUGAGCUUCACAUUACAAAAUUAGUUUAGAAUGUUACAGGGUGUUCAGUGGCAGACCAAACUUAUGUUUUUUAAAUGGAAUACCCUGUAUUUUAUUUUAAAUUCGAAAUCCUUCACAAACUUUUCCAUUAACCCAUCAAACCGUUAACUUCUCCAUCACAAAAAUAUAAAGGUUUGUUAUGUUAUACAGGGUAUUUACAAAGUUAUAACCAAUUUUAUGUGUAAAUCGUAUUGUACCCUCGGAGAUCCGUGGAAAAAAUUUACACCCAAAAUAACAAAAUUCAGUUUGGCAACACUGUGUGAAUGUUGAUAGUUGUAAUUUAGUCCAAACAAAUUAAUAUAUUUUUUUUUGCCAACAAAAAAUUCAACCAAAUAAUGUUUCAAAUAUGAUGUGCAAAAUAAUUUUUAAUUGGGUUCUGCUAAUAGGCUUGCUCUUUUUGUCAUUAAAGUAAAAAAAAACUUCAAAUUUCACUCAUUAAAUCAUUAUUGUCCGGUUAUCGUCUUAAUUAUUUUAACUGUACUAAUAUCCGUCGAGAAAUUCUGAAUGAUUAAUAGGUUGUUAAAACAUUUUAUCUGUAGCGGCUUCUGGAAUAUCUUAAAAAUAUCGAAUUUCAUUGAUAAAAUGCACAUAUUCCACCGAUCUUCGCUUCGACCAUAACAAGUUCAACUCCCUGUAUAAAUAAAAAUAAGCAAAAUAGCAAUGGUUUAUUAAUGCCAUAUUUUUUACGUAUUGUCAAAAUUUUCAAGAAUGAUUGAUAUUGCUAAUUUUCUUUAUAUCAAAUACAGGGUGAGUCAAAACGCAAGUACAUUAUUUUCUCAGUAAUUUUAAAUGGAUCACCCUGUAUUUUAUAUCACUACUGAAAAGUACCAUUACCGUACUUUAAUUUUUAGAUAACAUUCCCUAUGUCUAAAUUUAUUAGUUUUCGAGAUACAGUACAACCUGCCAUAUCCGGACGGUUCUGCGCCGUCCGAAAUCUACCGAUAAAGGCAAUCCUGCUGUUAAACAACGCACUAAAAGAAUAACUAAAAGAUGGCGAAAUAAUAUAUUAAAGAAUCUAUAAAACGUGUCUAUCGACGAAAGUUAUCGACGGCGUUGAUUACUGGAAUGUAUGAAGGAGAAAACGUUUCAGGGACUGUAAAAGAAGUAGUGGUCUUGAUAUCCGGAUUUUUUCAUAUUCGGAUCGGUCUGUCGCCACAUUGAUCCGGAUAUGGCAGGUUUUACUGUAUUUUCAUUUUUCAAUGGACCAGUAGCGUGGCCACCCAAAUCACCAGAAUUUAAUAAACUGGACUGAUUUUUUUGGGGUUACGUUAAUAAUGAAAUUUAUAAAAUACCUCCAACAACAAGGGAUGAGAUGAAAAAUGGAAUACAAAGAGUAUUUCGAUGUAUUAAUUUACAAAUACUUCGUAGGGUAAGUAGCUCAUUCAAUGAUCGUUUUUAGGCGUGCAUAAAUGUGUUAGGAGGUGAUUUUGAACCCUAUGUAAUUAAAUAGAUAUUAAAAAUAUUUUAUUAAAAGUAGCUUCUAAUUUUUUCAAACAUGUUGUUUUGCAAAAUGUUUUACUGAUAAAUUAUUUUUCGUUCUUUAUUUGUUACAUUGUUACAUUUACAUACAAACGUAGUGUUUAAUUGUCUUCACAAAAUGUUGUAUUUGUGUAUUUUUUUGUAAAUUUAUUAUUAAUUUUCUUUCUUUAUUUGUUACAUUUACAUAAAAAAGUAGUUUUUAAUUGUUUCAAAAAUGUUGCAUGUUGUGGUUGUUUUUUUUUUGUAAAAUGUAUUACUAAUGAAUUAUUUUUAUUUCUUUAUUUGCUACAUUGUUACAUUGAUUACCGAAUUGAUAAUCAGUAAUCGUCAAUUGUCAAUUCAGUCAUGGCUCACUUAAAAUUUAGAUACAUUUAGACACCUAAAAUAGUUUGCUCUGAAAAAUGAAAAUAUCUCGAAAACUAAUAAAUUUGGACAUAGGGAAUGUUAUAUAAAAAUUAAAGUACGGUAAUGUUACUUUUCAAUAAUGAUAUAAAAUACAGGGUAUUCCAUUUAACAUUACUAAGAAAAUAAUGUACUUGCGUUUUGACUCACCCUGUAUUUGAUAGGUAUAAAGAAAAUUAGCAAUGUCAAUAAUUCUUGAAAACUUUGACAAUCAAUAAAUAAAUAUGGCAUUAAUAAACCAUUGCUGUUGUGUUUAUUUUUAUACAGGGAGUUGUACUUGUUACGAUUUUCAUACAAAAUUGGUUAUAACUUUGUAAAUUCUCUAUACAACAUAACUAGAGACUGGAAAAUAUGCACUAAAAAAUGUCUAAAAUAUGCAUGCAAUAUGCAUUUUAAAACAAGCUGAAUAUGCACAAUUAACAUGCAAAUAUGCAUUUAUAUAUGCACUUAUUUUUAUAUGAAUAAUUUUAUGGUUUACG
Messenger RNA from Diabrotica virgifera virgifera (western corn rootworm), 6054 nucleotides. Its product is annotated as zinc finger protein 271-like. Gene Ontology annotation, molecular function: DNA-binding transcription factor activity, RNA polymerase II-specific; RNA polymerase II cis-regulatory region sequence-specific DNA binding. The transcript is spliced from 3 exons. Gene Ontology annotation, biological process: regulation of transcription by RNA polymerase II. The coding region runs from base 107 to 2032 and encodes 641 amino acids. NCBI's taxonomy places the organism in Eukaryota, Metazoa, Arthropoda, Insecta, Coleoptera, Chrysomelidae. The record is from RefSeq and is a predicted model, not a curated record.